Molecule: messenger RNA, 888 nt
Organism: Lampris incognitus (smalleye Pacific opah)
Lineage: Eukaryota; Metazoa; Chordata; Actinopteri; Lampriformes; Lampridae
Product: protein FAM78B-like
Exons: 4
Coding region: 1-888 (295 amino acids)
Source: RefSeq, a predicted model, not a curated record
AUGGGCUGUAUUCAGAGCAUUGCAUGCAAGCCUCGUAUUAGACGGGAGAACAUUGUGGUGUAUGAAGUAUCAGCCUCCAUUGACCAGUGCCCGACGAUCAUUGAAGAGAACUCCCCCAUCGUGCUCCGCUACAAGACACCUUACUUCAGGGCCUCCGCAGGGGUCGUCAUGCCACCAGUGCCCCGUAAUGAGACAUGGGUGGUGGGCUGGAUCCAAGCGUGUACCCAGAUGGAAUUCUACAAUACAUAUGGUGAUAUUGGCAUGUCUAGUUGGGAGUUACCAGAGCUGCGUGAGGGCCGAGUCAAAGCCAUCAGUGACUCCGAUGGUGUCAGCUACCCCUGGUAUGGCAACACUACUGAGACCGUCACCCUCACAGGUCCCACAUCCAAGCCCUCACGUCUGACAGUCAGCAUGAAUGACAACUUCUACCCCAGCGUGACCUGGGCAGUGCCCAUCAGCAAUAGCAACACGCCCAUGUUGACCCACAUCACCAGAGACCAGAGCUUCAUCACAUGGCUCGUGGCUAUGAACUCUGUCACCAAGGAGCGUAUCGUGCUGCAGACGGUGAGGUGGCGGAUGAGGGUGGACAUUGCUGUGGACCCCGACAUGCCCCUGGGCUCGCGGGCCUCCCUGGUGGGCCGGCCGCACCAGGAGCAACCUCACAUCUUGAACUACCAGGAGCCCAUCCCUCCCAAUGCCCUGGGGAGGCCCAAUGCCAAUGAUGCCCAAGUUCAGCUCCCAUCUGCCUGCUUUUUCCCCCUCCAUGUCUUCUCUGUCCACCUGAGCACACACCUCCUCCAUCCCUGGGAAGAACACUUUGCUGCCAGCCCCAAGAAGCCAACUUGGAUCGACUGCGUGGAUCAAGAGACAGUGGGAGAGAAAAACUAA